GAAGUACCUGACAUCAUGCCGAAGAGCAGUGCUGCUGGUCACCAGACAGCCACUCAAGGAAACACCAUGAAAAAUGCUGAUAUCAAGAGACUACUGUAUACCCAUCUUUUAUGCAUAUUCUCAAUUAUCCUAAGCAUCUUCAUUCCAUCAUUCUUCUUGGAGAACUUCUCAAUAUUGGAAACUCACUUGAUGUGGUUGUGCAUCUGUUCUGUUUUUGUAACUGCCGUCAAUCUAGUAUUAUAUUUAGUGGUGAAACCAAAUGCAUCCAGUAAAAGAAGUUCAUUAUCAUACAAGGUAAGGUGGUUCUACUUUCUAUGUCUGUUUCGUCUUUCAUGUAAUUUUGUCCUAUAUGGAGCACCAUUAAUAGAGCUGGUGUUGGAAACAUUUUUAUUUGCAGUGAUCUUGUCUACUUUUACUACAGUACCUUGUUUGUGUUUGUUAGGACCAAACCUCAAAGCAUGGCUAAGGGUUUUCAGUAGAAACGGAGUUACAUCCGUUUGGGAGAAUAGUCUCCAGAUCACCACAAUUUCUAGUUUUCUAGGAACAUGGCUUGGAGCCUUUCCUAUUCCACUCGAUUGGGAAAGGCCAUGGCAGGUGUGGCCCAUCUCCUGCACGCUCGGAGCGACCUUUGGCUACGUGGCUGGCCUCGUCAUUUCCCCGCUCUGGAUCUACUGGAACAGAAAGCAGCUCACAUACAAGAACAAUUAAUUGGAACAAAGGAAGAUAUUUUUGUGUGCAGAUUCCAUAAAGACUGUGCAGAAAUGUAUAUGGUCUAAGCCAGGCAGUCCCAUUUACAGCACUGUUUUUUUUAUGUAGUUACAUGAUGUGAUUGUAGCUUUUAAAACUAUGAAACCCCUGAGAGAUUGUACCUUCUAGUCGAAAUAAAGUAUUUAUAAUAGACUGUGGCUUCA
Messenger RNA from Myotis lucifugus (little brown bat), 911 nucleotides. RefSeq names its product phosphatidylinositol glycan anchor biosynthesis class F (gene PIGF). The transcript is spliced from 6 exons. Gene Ontology annotation, cellular component: endoplasmic reticulum membrane. Lineage: Eukaryota; Metazoa; Chordata; Mammalia; Chiroptera; Vespertilionidae. Bases 16 to 708 code for a protein of 230 amino acids. Gene Ontology annotation, biological process: GPI anchor biosynthetic process. The record is from RefSeq and is a predicted model, not a curated record.